GGCUGUGAAGCUCUCUUCUGUCUUCACAGAGACUGCGGGAGAGAGAGAGAGAUGGCGAACUUAUCUUCAUGCUUAGCUCUCCCUUCCCAGUUCCGAACCCUUUCGCUCCAUUCCCAUUCUCCUUCUUCUUCUUCUUCUUCUUCCAGUCUCACCCCCUUCAAGCCCCUCAGCUUCUCCACCAGCCUCUCCAGCAAUGUCUUCUCCCGAGGUUGCGUUUCGGUGCAGAAGCCGCCUCCUCGCCUCUCCAUUGUCUGCGAGGCAGCCCCGAAGAAGAAGGCCGACUCUGCCGCCAAGAGAGCUCGCCAAGCUGAGAAGAGGCGCAUCUACAACAAAGCCCACAAGUCUGAAAUCAAGACUCGGAUGAAGAAGGUAUUGGAAGCACUAGAUGGACUCAGGAAGAAACCAGAAGCGCAGGCAGAGGAAAUCUUUCCCAUCGAGAAACUGAUUGCGGAUGCAUACUCGGUCAUUGACAAAGCAGUAAAGGUGGGAACACUGCACAGGAACACUGGAGCGCGGAGGAAGUCCCGACUCGCUAGAAGAAAGAAGGCUGUGGAAAUCCACCACGGAUGGUAUGUCCCUGCUGCUGCGACAGCCGGGUCUUCAAAUGCUUGAGAGCUAUAUAUGUGAAAAUGAAACAGGGGAUAGGGCAAAGAAUUUUGUCCUCUUUCUGUGUAGGGGAUGGUGAUGGUCUCUCUUCCAUUUUUGUCAUGAAUGAUCAUUGUAAUGCUCCAUUUUGCGCGGUAUAUGAUUACAGAUUCUGACCAUUUCUUAUGCGAUGCUUCUGAGUUGCAAGAUC
This is a messenger RNA of Punica granatum (pomegranate), 796 nucleotides long. Lineage: Eukaryota; Viridiplantae; Streptophyta; Magnoliopsida; Myrtales; Lythraceae. The record is from RefSeq and is a predicted model, not a curated record.